GAAUGGAUUAACGAAAUGUUGAAUAUUGAAAUUUAGUUGCUGUUACAUCUUCAUAUCGUUAGCGCUUAAUUUCUCAAACUGAUCAGAAGGGCAUACAUUAUACAAUUAAAAUGAUACCAAAAUUUAAACGUCCGUCCAACAUUCCCUUCCCGACCGUCUGGUACCGAUUCCAACUGAAGGAUCCAUACAGUGAAACGUUAGUGAACUAUCGUAUAGAAGACCUAACACCAAAUCGUUACGAGGAUGCAAUUAAACACUUGGUAGCACACUUUCUUCCCGACGAAACAAUAUGCGAAUCUCGCAAUUUAUCAAGGAAUCUACAGGCGAUAGCCGACUUUCAGGACAUUGUUCGCACAACCAUAAUGGAUCAUAAAUUGACAAUUGGUUGCUAUCGUGAAGGAUCAGACGAGAUAAUCGGAGUUAAUGUGUUGUUUGUUAAACAAAGAGAUGAGAUUGGUGACUGGAAUCAUUACAAUUCACCAAAAGUGCGAGAUAUUGAAACAACACAUCUGUAUGUUUGCGGUCAGUUUGAUGUCUUUCGACACUACAAAACCAGGCGGUGUUUAACUGGCUUUGCGUUGUCCGUAUUACCACAGUAUCGAGAAAUAGGAAUCGGACAAAAAAUGUUGGAGGCAAACAAAUACAUUGCAAGGAUGUUGGGAAUAAAUUUGAUCAGUUUGCUCCUUACAUCAGACGUAGCACAGCGGUGUGCCGAACGUGCUGGAUACGAGAAAAGCUAUGAGAUAACUUUCGCUAAAUUGGCAUGUAAGGGAGCAACAUUUACUUAUCCGAAUGUUACCAGUUCCAGUGUGUCGGUGCAUAGUUUAAAUCUUUUAAAUUAAGAAAAAUAAAUUUGGUGAAAAAGUUGUCUUAAAAUAAAUUUUUAAUCGCUUUGAAUUACAAUAUAUAUUUGGCUUGCUAUUUGUCUAGGGAUACUAUAGUCCCACAUAUAACGUGCUACAUUUUAAUUUUGAUUACAAACACACAAUUGGGGGAGCUAGCCUACCCGAAGUUUUCAAGGAGAGAAAAUGCAGAAUAUAUGAGGCUUUUCUAUUUCGAGAUAAGGACAGAAACUGUUGACCAUGAAGUGAAAAAUGGAAACUGACAGGGAAAAUGGUAAUAUUUGCCCAACAAAUAUCAAUAUCACAAAAUAAAAGCAGGUGCUGCAGCAGAAAACAGCCUGUGAGAAAGAAAAAUGUUUAAAGAAAUGAUCUGUAAAAGUGACCAUUUUAUUGUAUUUGCGACGGAUACAAUGGACCGUUGGUGUUCAGAAGGAAAGCAUCUGAUUGAAAAACUUGGUUCAAUGCUCAAUAAAAUGGCAGUAGAUAACUAGGUCCCACCGGUAAGGGUGGGUCAGAUCCCUUGACUGUUGUGUAAAUUAUUUAAAAUUUAAAUGAUUUAAUUAAAUGCGUUCAUAUUCGGACAAGUUUUAGUUUUCUUU
Messenger RNA from Bradysia coprophila, 1441 nucleotides. Its product is annotated as arylalkylamine N-acetyltransferase 1-like. Gene Ontology annotation, molecular function: N-acetyltransferase activity. NCBI's taxonomy places the organism in Eukaryota, Metazoa, Arthropoda, Insecta, Diptera, Sciaridae. The record is from RefSeq and is a predicted model, not a curated record.